AAAAAGAAAAAAAGCUGUCCUGUAAAGUUUCGUCUCCGUCCAUCAAUUAUGCUGGAGAUUUGGGAAGGAGAACUUUUUUAGAACUUUGGUGCUGGAUCUUCUAUCUACAGAUUUUUUUUCUCUUUUAAAGAAGGGAUAAAAACACAAGGAUUCAAGAAUAAUUGUAGCAGAGCAGGCCGGAAGAGGAGUCGCAGGGCUCGGGAGGACUCAAAGGCAUCUCGGUGGCAGGUUUAUGGAAAUGCAGGAUUUAGCCAGUCCUCACAGCCGAGUAAGUGGAAGCAGCGACUCUCCGACCGGUGCCGGCCUUGACAACUCCCACAUCCAUAACAACAAUUCCAUGACACCCAAUGGCACUGAAGUUAAAAGUGAGCCAAUGAGCAGCAGCGACAUCGGCACCUCAGUAGCCGACACCUCUCUGGACAGCUUCUCCGGAUCAGCUAUUGGAAGUAGUGGCUUCAGCCCAAGACAAACGCAGCAGUUCUCCUCGCAGAUUUACCCUUCCAACAGGACGUAUCCGCAUAUUCUUCCGACCCCUUCGUCCCAAAAUAUGGCCGCGUACGGCCAGACGCAGUACACCGGAGGAAUGCAGCAGACCACAGCUUACGCCAGCUACCCUCAGCCUGGCCAGCCCUACGGCAUCCCGGCGUACGGCAUCAAGACGGAAAGCGGACUGAGCCAGUCGCAGUCGCCGGGCCAGACGGGCUUCCUCGGGUACGGCUCGGGCUUCAGCACGCCCCAGACGGGACAGGCGCCGUACAGCUACCAAAUGCAGGGCGGUACGUUCACAACAACGUCGGGAUUAUACGCCGGCAACAACUCCCUGACGAACUCGACGGGCUUCAGCAGCACACAACAGGAGUACCCAGGGUAUCCUGCCUUCGGCCAGGGUCAGUACGCUCAAUAUUACAACAGCUCUCCCUAUACGUCGCCCUACAUGACAAGCAACAACACCAGCCCCAGCACGCCCUCCACCACCACCACCUACACCCUGCAGGAGCCCCCAGCCCCCAUCACCAGCCAGGCCAUCACGGACAACCCCACAGCGGAGUACAGUACCAUCCACAGUCCAUCAACCCCCAUUAAAGAUUCAGAUUCAGAUCGAUUGCGCCGGGCCUCGGAUGGAAAGUCACGUGGCCGGGGCAGGAGGAACAACAACCCGUCGCCGCCGCCCGACUCUGACCUUGAGCGAGUAUUCAUCUGGGAUCUGGAUGAAACAAUCAUCGUUUUCCAUUCCUUACUCACGGGCUCCUACGCCAACAGAUAUGGACGGGACCCACCAUCGUCAGUAUCAUUAGGACUACGGAUGGAAGAAAUGAUCUUCAAUUUGGCAGACACGCAUUUAUUCUUUAACGACUUAGAGGAAUGUGACCAGGUGCAUAUCGACGACGUCUCUUCGGAUGACAACGGUCAGGAUCUAAGCACGUACAACUUCGGCGCGGACGGCUUCCACGCAGCGGCCACUAGCGCCAACCUCUGCCUGGCCACAGGUGUGCGAGGAGGCGUGGACUGGAUGAGAAAGUUGGCCUUCCGCUACAGACGGGUGAAAGAAAUCUACACCACUUACAAAAAUAACGUCGGAGGUCUCCUGGGCCCUGCCAAGAGGGAAGCCUGGUUGCAAUUGCGAGCAGAAAUUGAAGCCUUGACGGACUCCUGGUUAACACUGGCACUGAAAGCACUGACGUUAAUCCACUCAAGGUCAAACUGUGUGAACAUUCUUGUGACCACCACGCAGCUGAUCCCCGCCCUCGCCAAAGUCCUGCUCUACGGCCUGGGCAUCGUCUUUCCUAUUGAAAAUAUUUAUAGCGCAACUAAAAUAGGUAAGGAGAGCUGCUUUGAGAGAGUUGUACAGAGGUUCGGAAGAAAAGUUGUUUACAUUGUAGUCGGAGACGGCGUGGAAGAGGAGCAAGGCUCGAAAAAGCACAACAUGCCCUUUUGGAGAAUCUCCAGCCACUCGGACCUCAUGGCCCUCCACCACGCUCUUGACCUGGAGUACCUGUAGCAGACGUCCGCCACAUCCCGGCUUCUCCGGAUCAGGCUCUGCUCGGUGGAGAAAACCCCAACACAAAAGGCCCGUUGUGCUACCUGCGGCGUCUCAUCUUCCGAAAGAAGAGGAGAGCGGUCAAAUGUGCCGACAUCCGGGCACACUUUGUCUUAAACAAUUUUUUUUUUUUUUUUUUUUUGCUGUUGUUUAUCGUCGAUCGUCCCGAGAGGUGAAAUAUUUACAGCCGUGGUUACUGUGAAAAUGGACUGCCUGGACUUGGUUCAGGUUCUCUCCCUGUGAGGCUGCCCCGGUUCCUGCGUCCCCAUCAAACUCCCCCACCAGCGUUUCUUAUUUAUGAACUCUGUAAGAAGACGACAAAAAAAAGAAAAGAAAAGAGACUCGUUCCUGAGGACUUUCCGGGCUUUUUUUUAAUAAUUUAAGAAAAAUGACAAAAAACUUUAUUUACUGAGACAAUCUUGUACAGAGGUGGGCUGUUGUUGUUGUUUUUUUGUUGUUUUUUUUUUGUGCGUGUGUAAAAGUUUGUAAU
Messenger RNA from Syngnathoides biaculeatus (alligator pipefish), 2528 nucleotides. It is a transcript of the gene eya1, whose product is annotated as EYA transcriptional coactivator and phosphatase 1. The coding region runs from base 233 to 1999 and encodes 588 amino acids. Gene Ontology annotation, biological process: cell differentiation; negative regulation of extrinsic apoptotic signaling pathway in absence of ligand; multicellular organism development. Gene Ontology annotation, molecular function: protein tyrosine phosphatase activity. Lineage: Eukaryota; Metazoa; Chordata; Actinopteri; Syngnathiformes; Syngnathidae. The record is from RefSeq and is a predicted model, not a curated record. Gene Ontology annotation, cellular component: nucleus. The transcript has 18 exons.